CCCUCCCAGAGUUCGUGUAGCACUCCCGAGCGCUCGCAUCGCACAGCUUCUCGUCUGCGUCUGCAGCUCCAAACUGUCUUACCAAGCUCCGGAAGAUCUGGCACUUUGCUCUCGUCUAACAGUUAUGGACAGCGCUAAGGACAUGCUGAUGCGCGCCGAGGGUAGGCAGGUUGGCACACUAUCUGCCAAAAAUGGCUCUAAUUUGACGGAGGCUACUGAAGACCCCAUGCGCAAGCUACCGGACAAACCGAUUAACCAGAACAGACUAAGCCCCGUGCCUUAUUCGCAAAUCCUAGUGGAUGACGCGACAACAGGACAACGUAGCGCAAAGUACGGAGAUGUGACACUUGCUAGCAAGCACUCUGCGCCGGAUAGAACCCUGUCAGACAUUCCUAACAAAGAUGCCAGCAGCUCAGAUGCGGAAUCAGACCUAUAUGAGGAAAUAGAUGUCAGCUGUACCCCAGAGAGCAUGGAUUACCCGAAUGGACAAGGACUGGCAAUGGGCUCGCCAAACCACGGUAAAGAAAUCGGUGUGGACAACAAGAUGGGCUCAGGCCCCGGUGCUCUCAACUAUGGUUCUGACCAGAUGCGAAGGUACAGAACAGCAUUCACAAGAGAGCAGAUAGCACGACUGGAGAAAGAGUUUUACCGGGAAAAUUACGUGUCUAGACCACGUAGGUGCGAGUUGGCAGCUGCCUUAAAUUUACCGGAAACAACAAUAAAGGUUUGGUUUCAGAACCGUCGCAUGAAGGACAAAAGACAGCGGCUGGCCAUGACUUGGCCACAUCCUGCCGACCCCGCCUUUUACACCUAUAUGAUGAGCCAUGCUGCAGCUACGGGUAGCCUACCCUAUCCGUUUCAAUCUCACCUUCCUCUACCUUAUUAUUCUCCACUCAGCGGUGUGACUGCAGGUUCAGUCUCUGCCACCGGGGGUCCAUUCUCCAAUCCUCUGCGCUCGCUGGACAGUUUCCGGGUGCUUUCGCAUCCAUACCCGCGUCCUGAGCUGCUAUGCGCCUUCAGACACCCAUCACUGUACCCCAGCCCGGGUCAUGGGCUUGGUCCCGGGGGAAGCCCAUGCUCCUGCCUUUCCUGUCACGCUUCCAGUCAGUCAAAUGGGCUCCCACAUAGGUCAAACAACGCAGACUUCUCGUGUUCGCCCACGACCAGGACUGAGGCCUUCCUCACAUUUUCGCCAGCGGUCAUCAGCAAAUCAUCUUCAGUGUCUUUGGACCAGAGGGAGGAAGUGCCACUAACCAGAUAGGACGACAUCAAGAAGCCACUGUUUCUUUGGGUAAUAUCCCGAUCAGCUUUGGGCACUUUGGCAAUAUUUAAUAAGUCUUGGCAUGAACUACUCAAAGCAGCUUGCACAUCACAAAAGCAAUCUGCUUUGGUUAAGGUUUCGAAACUGGAUGUUUUCCAGUUAAGAAGCUAUAUGUUGUGCAGACGGAGUCUACUUAUACACUGUCAGGCCACGGACUUUUAAAUAAUCUUUGGAGAAAUUAGAUACUGAUAACACAGAUAGGCUAUCAUAUUAACGCAAAUACAUUUUAAAUAACACCCUAUCAACAAAAAUGUGACAGAGGAGACAAGGAUGACUGGAGGAUAGCGCAAAAAUCUAUCAUAAUUUAUACUCUUUCGUAGCCAUACAAAUUGACCCACAUGCCGUUUCUUCCACAUUAAAACAAUGUUUUUCAUCUAGUUUUUUAACAAGGGGAUUUGUUAACCGAGCACGGCUGGCUCAUUAUUCCUCCUCCACGAACACUCGGUCCCGGUAGCACACUGAAAUGUGCAGAUGCGAGGGAAAUUAAGGAGUGAUGUAUUCGGAAGGGAGAAAUUUUGAAUGUUGAAUUAAUGAUAAUACUGCACGCUCAGAGACUUGUCUGCCAAACCGGUAACAAGGCGCCAGGGGAGCGGAUUAAGAAGCUCCAUGCGAGGCUUGCUGGCUUGACGGGAGAACAUGCGCUAGAGAUCCAUUGGACAAUCACAUGCGGCAAAUUGGGGCAAGCCAGAGAUGGCUGUCUUACCCGCAUACCGUCAGCUGAAUACCCCCAUCCCGUACCGUCUCUUCCUGGCCUUGCUGUUGUCUUCACCUUCACUCUGAAACAAUAAAAUAAACAUACACACAAGUAAAAUGAUAAAUCAAGCAUAAAUGACCCAAAUAUUUAUGGACAUCAUCAGACGUGACAUUAUUUAUUGACCGCAAUAUUUUUACAUUUAUGUAUUUUGAGUUUAACUUCUGCAUCAAGUUUUCUUUAAUGUACAGUUUACGCAUCUUGUUCAGUUAGGUUGAUUUCAGGUUUUGGAAAAUGCGCGAAAAAUGGGUCAGUAGUGUCCUGAUUAAAUUGAAUUUCAUAAUAAACUAUUUCAAAUAAAAGUGUACGGUGACUAAUGUUCAUUCUUUAAACGAUAAGGGUAGGUUAGGUUAUAUACUUAAAAUAUUUUAUAUGAUGAAUCGCUGUAGGCUAUAUUCUCGACGAUGUGUAGAUUAAUCUAUUCACUGCCUAUUCAAAAUAUGUAUCUUUCUAUGAUUGCUGGAAGACAAAUAAGCGGCAAAUCAGUCUGAUUUGAAGAAUCUGAGAACGAAAAUGAAUAAAAGCAGACAAGUAGGCUUCGACAAUAAAAGCACGACAGCAGCAAUUUUCAACAUGACACCAUGUAUUGCUUUAAAUUUACAGUGCUUUGUCACCUUUAUAUCAUAUAUGGCCUCUAUUAUUUUCUUCUGAAACACUGUACUUGGACAUAACCGGACCUCUUGAUCUGAACGAGCUGUUAAGUAGUCCCCGGGUACCUAGCACAAGCCAUAUUCCGGCGCUGUUAAUAAAAAGAUUGGAAUGAAAUGUCUUGUGGAGAUAUUGGAAUGCAAAAAGAUCGAUGAUGCCUCCGCCUCACCAAUCAACUCAUGUUAAUUAGCUGGUCUGUCCGCGUAAUUGUGGCACCUGGAGCGGCAAAUUGAAGCUUUCUGGUUGACAUAAUAGAGAAGGUUGGAUAUCGUGUCUAAACAUAAAAUGUCGAACUGUCAAAGCACAAGCAGAAUUACACAACGACAACAAGUAGACAACCUAAAAUAAAUUACAAUUUUCAGAAUAUAAGUUAUUGCAGUUAGAGACAUUUGUUGGGGGAAAAUGACAGAAAAUAAUAA
This is a messenger RNA of Cyprinus carpio (common carp), 3139 nucleotides long. Its product is annotated as homeobox protein XHOX-3-like. Gene Ontology annotation, molecular function: DNA-binding transcription factor activity, RNA polymerase II-specific; RNA polymerase II cis-regulatory region sequence-specific DNA binding. The record is from RefSeq and is a predicted model, not a curated record. The coding region runs from base 125 to 1261 and encodes 378 amino acids. Lineage: Eukaryota; Metazoa; Chordata; Actinopteri; Cypriniformes; Cyprinidae. Gene Ontology annotation, cellular component: nucleus. Gene Ontology annotation, biological process: regulation of transcription by RNA polymerase II. The transcript is spliced from 3 exons.